CGGAUAUCUGAAAUUUGCACCUUAAAUCAUGCAUCAAGCAUAAGACAGCAGAAUAUCUCUGACUAAAAAUUCAUAAUUGUAUAUAUUUUACCAAUAAUAACUCCAAACGUGAAACAUAUGUGGCUAAAGCCGAUAAAAUGCUGCUCCGCACGAAGUAUAUGUUCAUUCAACGAGUGCUCGCUAUGGAAUGAGAGAAGGAAAACUAAAGGACGGUAAAAACGAGCAACUGCGCUUGCGCGUAUUUCGAUCUCUGGCAUCAUUUUACGAUUCUUUUACUGUGGGAACUACACAUACGUUGAAUUUUUUCUUCCCUCCGUGUAAGAGGAAUUACUGAAUCAUUGAGUAUUGUUUUCGAGCGAAGACGUUAAAUUGUCAUCAAACAGCUGUUAUACUCGCACGGUGGUAUCGUACACCACCUCGCGCUACGUUUAUGCUAAAUUAAAUAAUUUACGUAAAAAUUUAUAUGGUGAGGAAACAGUUUUAAAAUACUCUACUGAUGGAAGAAAAGGCUAGACGGAGUGAUGUAGAUAAUUCCGCAGUCAAGUGCGAAGUUUCGACGAUCGCGAAACAUGAUCUGUAUUACAAAGCAGUACUUCAAUUGGAAUCGGGUACUUCUGCUUCCUAUAGGCUUGUGGCCUGACAAGGAAACAAAAUUCACUCGUUUCGUGGCAAAGUUAUUUUGUUGUCUUCUGAUGAGCAACAUUGCAUUUCAGGAUCAACAAAUUUCAUGUUUGCAGCUGUCACGACUCUUCUUUGCAGAAUGUAACUUUGAUCUUGUUAGCAAAAUACUUUCUUCCUCGUCAUUUUUUGUCACGCUCGCGAUUUUGUUCAUGUGUUUUUGGAUUAAUAUGGAAACUAUGAACUAUUUAUUACAUCAAUUGCAACACAUUUACGAUGGGCUAAAGGAUCAAAACGAAAUUGCUAUCUAUGAAAAAUAUGGAUACAUUGGAAAAUGUAUUACGGCCAGACUGACAAUAUUUGCUCUGUGUGGUAUACUUUCUACUUGUAUCAUGAUAUAUUCGCCGCACAUUCUUGACAUCGUCAUGCCGAAAAAUGAGUCUUACGCAAUUCACACGAUGGAAAUGGUGACCAAGUACUUCGUUGUAUCAGAAAAGUAUUAUUUUUUAAUUCUUGUGCAUACGAACGCAGCCUGUUCUGUAGGAUUGAUUGUAUUAGUAGGGACAGGCACAAUGAUGAUAUCGUAUAUCGAGCAUGUUUGUGGAAUGUUUGAGAUUGCCAGCUACCGAAUUGAGCAAGCAAUGGCGGUCGAGUUGUUACAUAACACUGACAUAAAGAAUGAAAUUGUUAUUUGCAGAGGAAUAAUCUAUGCCGUAGAUAUACAUCGCAAAGCCAUGGAGGUCGCCAAAUGUUUUAUAACUAAAACUGAAGUACUAUUUUUCUUGUUAGUUAUAGCUGGUGUGCUUUGCUUGAGUUGCAACCUUUUUCGUAUAUUUAAAAUUGAGUCUCCUAUGGAGCAAGUGGAAGAAAUUUUAUUACACUUUUUCGCUAUAAUAGUCAUGCUCGUGGGUUCAUACCUAGCCAAUUAUGUUGGACAAGAAAUUAUAGAUCACAAUAAUCAUGUAUAUGUAACCAUAUACAAUGUUUCAUGGUACUUAGCACCGGUACAAAUACAAAAAUUGAUACUAUUUUUAAUACAAAGGAGCUGUCGAAUUUUCACCCUGAAUGUCGGUGGAUUAUUUACAUCAUCUUUAGAAUGUUUCGCUACAGUAAAGCUAUUUCAUUUAUUUAUACAUAUUGUUGAAGGAAGCAGGUUAUUGGAUUGCGCUAUAGGAAAAGAUUCGAGAUAAUUUCUUUACUAUACAAUAUCUACUUGACUUCUCACGAGCUAACUUAUCGACUAUGCUGAUCGCGCAUAAGAGUAAUAUGACCACCGAAGCGGAUUCACGCAGCACGAGGAAGAAGGAAAUGAUAAGCAUUCAUAGAAGUACCGCACAACAACCUUGUUCAACCUUGUCAACCUUGUUCUAAUAUAUUAUUAUGUAUUGAUUGAAAGCAUGCAAAACUUGCUCCAACAACAAUAUUAUAUAAUACAUUACACGUAUUAUGAAGACAUUUUUUAGUUAAGAGUCAUCUCAUUGAUGUGUUAUUUUUACAUUAACACAUUUACAAUAGGAUAUGAUUAUAUAUUGGAAGAGUAAAAAUGUUCGAUUUUUGCAUGAAAGUUUACUAUAUUAUUCAUUAGGAACAUCAACCAAAUAUGUUAUUCAUUCAUUAACCAAGUAAUUGUUGCCUGCAAUAUAGAUAAUAUCAGCAUUGUUGCCCAUAUUACAUGUAAAUUGAUUUGAAAAAUUGAAAAUUCAUCUGAACAUUUUAACUGGCCCAAUACAUCACAUGUGUAAUAUCGUAUAUCUUGUUCAAGUAUCACAAACAGGAACUUUACUUGUUUACAGCUGGUGAGUGCGUCAGUAUCUUACUUCACCUUCAUGUACUCCAUGCAGCAAUAAUAAAAAAAACUAAAAA
Molecule: messenger RNA, 2481 nt
Organism: Ooceraea biroi (clonal raider ant)
Lineage: Eukaryota; Metazoa; Arthropoda; Insecta; Hymenoptera; Formicidae
Biological process (GO): sensory perception of smell; detection of chemical stimulus involved in sensory perception of smell
Cellular component (GO): plasma membrane
Molecular function (GO): odorant binding; olfactory receptor activity
Source: RefSeq, a predicted model, not a curated record